This is a messenger RNA of Cavia porcellus (domestic guinea pig), 2653 nucleotides long. It is a transcript of the gene Stard3, whose product is annotated as StAR related lipid transfer domain containing 3. NCBI's taxonomy places the organism in Eukaryota, Metazoa, Chordata, Mammalia, Rodentia, Caviidae. Gene Ontology annotation, molecular function: cholesterol transfer activity; cholesterol binding. The transcript has 14 exons. Gene Ontology annotation, cellular component: endoplasmic reticulum-endosome membrane contact site; endoplasmic reticulum membrane; lysosomal membrane. The coding region runs from base 211 to 1656 and encodes 481 amino acids. Gene Ontology annotation, biological process: cholesterol transport. The record is from RefSeq and is a predicted model, not a curated record.
GGGCGGAGCGCGGCAGUACGCAAUUCCUGAUGUAAUCUGGGGGCGGCUUAGGGGCGGAAGUGGCUCCACCAGGCCAAGUCCUUCCGCCCAGAGGCUGCCGGGUCUGCGGGGCAGGACUGAGCCUGAGUCCGGAAGAGCUAAGACCGUGGCUGCUAUGGAGCAGCCCUGCCACUGAGGCCCCGAAUCCCUACCCACGGCUGAGCCACCAGGAUGAGCAAGCUGCCCGGGGAGCUGGCCCGAGACCUGGAGCGCAGCCUGCCGGCCGUGGCAUCCCUGGGCACAUCGCUGUCCCACAGCCAGAGCCUCUGCUCACACCUCCUCCCGACGCCACCAGAGAAAGCCCGGGCCAUCUCCGAUGUCCGCCGUACCUUCUGCCUCUUCGUCACCUUUGACCUGCUGUUCAUCUCCCUGCUGUGGAUCAUCGAGCUGAAUACCAACACGGGCCUGCGGAAGAACCUGGAACAGGAAAUCAUCCACUACCGCUUCAAAACCUCCUUCUUUGACAUAUUUGUCCUGGCCUUCUUCCGCUUCUCCGGGCUGCUGCUGGGCUAUGCAGUGCUGCGGCUGCGGCACUGGUGUGUCAUCGCGGUAAGAUGCCCCCCUCCCUUGUCCCCAGGGCACAGCCCCCAGUUGGCGCAUGGAGGAGGACCCCUCCCCCGCUUGGCCUUCCUUUUGUCCUGUCCUGUCUUGCAGGUCACUACAUUAGUGUCCAGCGCCUUCCUGAUCGUCAAGGUCAUCCUCUCUGAGCUGCUCAGCAAAGGGGCCUUUGGCUACCUGCUGCCCAUCGUGUCCUUUGUCCUGGCAUGGCUGGAAACCUGGUUCCUCGACUUCAAAGUCCUACCCCAGGAGGCAGAGGAGACGCGAUGGUACCUGGCAGCCCAGGCUGCGGCAGCCCGAGGACCUCCGCUCUUCUCCGGGGUGCUGGCCGAGGGCCAGUUCUACUCCCCCCCAGAAUCCUUUGCAGGGUCUGACAGUGAAUCAGACGAGGAGGUCUCGGGGAGGAGAAGUUUCUCUGUCCAGGAGCGGGAGUACAUCCGCCAGGGCAAGGAGGCCACGGCCGUGGUGGACCAGAUCUUGGCCCAGGAAGAGAACUGGAAGUUUGAGAAGAAUAACGAGUUCGGGGACACCGUGUACACCAUCGAGGUCCCUUAUCACGGCAAGACCUUCAUCCUGAAGGCCUUCCUGCCCUGCCCAGCAGAGCUGGUGUACCAGGAGGUCAUCCUGCAGCCUGAGCACAUGGUGCUGUGGAACAGGACGGUGACUGCCUGCCAGAUCCUGCAGCGGGUAGACGACAACACCCUCGUGUCCUAUGACGUGUCGGCAGGCGCCGCAGGCGGCGUGAUCUCCCCCAGGGACUUUGUGACUGUCCGACGAGUGGAGCGGCGCAGAGACCGGUACCUGUCUUCGGGCAUCACCACCACCCACUGCGCCAAGCCCCCCACGCUCAAAUACGUCAGAGGGGAAAAUGGGCCAGGAGGCUUCAUCGUGCUCAAAUCGGCCAGUAACCCCCGAGUCUGCACCUUUAUCUGGAUUCUCAACACAGAUCUCAAGGGCCGCCUGCCGCGGUAUCUCAUCCACCAGAGCCUGGCAGCCACCAUGUUCGAGUUUGCCUUCCACCUGCGGCAGCGCGUAGGGGAGCUGGGGGCCCAGAUGUGACCACCCUGCAGGCGGGGUCACCACAUCCUCCGAGUCCAGGAGGGGACUAUCCCCAACUGUGGGCAAUGCCUCAGCCCCUGCUGCUGCCCCCUGCCCACCAAGCCACACCACCAGCGGAGGCCGAGGGCCUCGGACUUCCGAGGAAGUGGGGUCCACCCCGAUGCUACACUGUGUCCUGACAGUGGAAGAGGAGAACACUGCCCACCUUGCCAGGGGCAGGGCCAGCAGAGAGCGAUCCAAAGCCAGGCCUGGCAGGGACAGGACGGGGCAGCCACAAGUCCGCCCAGUCUCAGGCUGGUGUUUUAGUUACUCACUGGGUCUUGGAGCUGGGACCUUGUGCUCAGUGGGGGGGGGGGGCGGCAACUCUGCAGCCCCCAGGCCCCCCAGGGACCCCUGUAAUUGUGAGCCAAUUAAAGACAUGCGCUCAGAACACAAAAGCAAGCACCCUGCAGCACCUGGCUGCCCAGCCUCAGCUUCACCUGAGCCUCAGGGUUGGCUGAGGGUCAGGGAGACCAGCAGUGCCCAGGGCCGUGCCAUCCGUCCCUAGGACUGAGGUGUCACUGGGGCACCUCUGGGAGCCCAGGCCUCUCAAGGCCUGCUCACCACCCACCUCCCUUUUCCCCACCACCCUCAUAUGGGGCAGUUGGGCCUCGCUGUCUUCCCGAGAGGCCCUUUGCUUACAACCACCUGGGUCCUGUGUGAUCCUUGGUGGCCAUGUGGCCCGAGCACAUCUACCUCUCAGAGCCUCCAUUGCCUGCUUUGCAAAAAACAAACUGGCAUCAGCCAGGUGUGAUGGCAGAUGCCUGGUAUCCCAGCCCUCAAGAGGCUGAGGCAGGAGGAUCAAAAGUUGGAACCCAGAGCCAGGGAUAUAGCACAGUGGCUGCCUGGCAAGUGCAAGGUCGUGAGUUCGAUUCCUGGUACCAUAAAAAAAAUUUGAACCCAGUCUGAACCGUUUAUCAAGAUCUUAUCUCAACAAAUAAAAAGAGCUGGGGAUGCA